Messenger RNA from Hansenula ciferrii, 1188 nucleotides. RefSeq names its product Dig2p (gene DIG2). The transcript has a single exon. The record is from RefSeq and is a predicted model, not a curated record. Lineage: Eukaryota; Fungi; Ascomycota; Saccharomycetes; Phaffomycetales; Wickerhamomycetaceae. Bases 1 to 1188 code for a protein of 395 amino acids.
AUGACUUCACCAAUAGAACACCCACCACAAGAAAAACCAUUAAAGAAAAGACCAAGACCUGCUAAUUUAGACUUGAAAGAUUCCACUCAUAGUGAUUCAAAGAGUUCAAACAUGUCCCAGUACGCGAUGCAAUGUCUAUCUCCAGGUUUACCACCAUUAGAUCCUCAAAUGCAAUCAACAAUCUUAAUAUCCAAGACUAUAGAGCAACAACAACGUCAAUUGAUUGCUGCUAGACAAACUCCAACUGGGUUAACUGCUCCUUUAGAAUCAUUAUCAAUACCUUCAUCAACCAAAAGAUUGAAAAGAAAUGCACCACCUCCAUUAAAUCUUCAACAACAACAUCUAAUAGCAAGACCAACAAUCAUGUCAGCUCCAUCACAUCAUUAUCAUCAAUUCCAACAAUAUCUAACACCUAAAACUGCAUCAAAACCUGGUUUCCAAAAUAUAAGAACUAAGAAUAGAUUACAACAACCUGGUACUGCACCUUUAAGAUAUCCUUCCACAGCUACAACUUCAUCAUUCACACCAAUGACUCCAUAUGGAAUUAGAAAAGCUACAGCAUCAUCUACAAUACAACAACAAGUACCACCAUCAGCUACUGCAAUCCCACCUUAUCAAUAUCAAUAUUCAGGUGCAAGAACUGGUAUACCAAAAUCUGCAAUUUAUUCAUCACAUCAACCAAGAUCUGCUAUACCAAAAACUGCAGGUGGUAAUUCAACAGCUCGUUAUAGAGGUUUUAGAAUGAAGAGAGAAGAAGGUGUUGUUGAUGUUUUCCAUAAAGGUGAAAGAAUGGCCCCAUUAGCUGCUCAACCAUUAAGUGCUCAACGUGAAUUUUUCGAUCAUGGUGAAAUUAAUAUAAGACCUUCAAGUGCUAUACCUAAAGAUCAGCAAAAUGAAGAACAAGGAAUCAAAAAAAUACCGAAAAAAUCCAUUGGUGGGAAUUUAAAAAUUGAAGAGAAAAUUCAAGAAGAAAGUGAAAGUGAUGUUGAAAAUAAUGCAAUUGAACCUGAAGCUGAAGAAGCUCAGGGAAUAUUGGGGAAAGAUCCUAUUGAUGGUGAAUUAAGAAUUUUGAAUAAUGUAUUUAGAUUUCGAUUUGAAAGAAAUGGGAAAGAUUUAAAUGAUGAUAAACAAAGAUUUUUAAAUCAUUGUGAAACCGCAUGGGAUGAAUUUAUAAAACUGGGUAAUUAG